UCGGGACUCCGUUAAUUUAAAAACCUAACAAACAAUUAAAUAACCUUUUCGAAUUUCCCGGCCACUCGCUUUCCGUUUCUUCCCCUCUCUGUCUUCCUUCUCCUCCUCCUCCUUCUUCCUCCAUUUAUAUCCCCUGCUUUUCCCCUUCGCCAAAUCCUCCACUUUCUCCCCUCGGAAAAUCAUGAACAUCCUACCGCUGAUACCUCUCGAUCGAUACAUAACGAUGUUUACUCAGAUUACCUGACACUGCCGCGACUCUAAACUUCUCUUUUCUCAAUCAGGUAAGAAAAGAUGAACCGAGAGAAGCAGUUUCGUUAUUCUCUCCCCUGGAUUUUGUUUUCUCCAGAAAGUUUCACUAAUUUCUCCCUCUAGUAUUAUUAUUGUUAUUCUCUGUUUCUGGAAUCGACGUCAGCAUUGGCUGCUGUUGAUUUUACUUUUUGAUUAAGAAACAAAAGUUGCGUGACUCGGAAUUCAGCCGGGAUGACUCGCCAGAUAUUAAUCCGGUCGCCGCCGGUGAAUCGGAGGCAGCCAUUGCUGUCAUUGGAGGAGACGAAUUCGACGCCAGGGAGGGCGAGAUCGCCGGCGGAGAAGAAGAAGAAGAAGAAGAAGGGGAGGAAGCUGGGAGAGAUGGCCGGAGGUGCCGCGGCGGAAUGCGCGGCGGUAUGUUGUUGCUGUCCGUGUACGGUGAUGAACCUUCUGGUUCUGGCAGUCUACCGGUUGCCUUCGGGACUGUGCAAGAAGGCAUGGAAGAAGAGAUUAAGGCAGCGGAGGAAGCGGCAGAAUGGCCUUCUGGUCGGGGAUAUGUCGCUGAGUCGAGAGAGCGGUAGCUGGCCUUCGGGAAUAGAUCUUGAGACAGAAGUGAAACGAGUGGCGGACGGAGACGGCGACGGUGCCAUCGCCGGCGUCGGCGAUUGUGAAACGGAGGCCGUUGAUUUGGACAAGGAGAUGUGGGACCGGUUCUGUGGGACCGGGUUCUGGAGGAGCCCGUCGCAAAGAGAGGAGGGUUGCUGAUUUUUGAGGGGGCAAAUUGUCAAUGUGGGGCCCACGACGGUGGUGGAAUGUAAAUGGUGUUUCUGAGGGUUGAGUGCUUGGUGGGAAAGUUCAAAGUGAAUUGUAAUUAAAAUAUCAAAAAAAAAGAAAAGGAAGUACAUAAAAUUUCUUAUUAAAUCCUUAGGGAUAAAUGAUUUAAGAGUAAAUUGUGUAAAAAUGUUUUGUAGUUUUAUUGUUUUUGUUAGCAAUCUCUCUUGACGCGUUCA
Molecule: messenger RNA, 1256 nt
Organism: Carica papaya (papaya)
Lineage: Eukaryota; Viridiplantae; Streptophyta; Magnoliopsida; Brassicales; Caricaceae
Source: RefSeq, a predicted model, not a curated record